AUGUUUAAGGUCAAAUGGAAAAAUGAAGCACCAUUUUUCCACCUUGACUACUUGGGCGAACCUGCUUAUUAUUUGGUAGCCGAAGAUAAAGCUGAUGGCCAUCCUUGGUACUACGACAUCAUGAAGUUAUUGGAAAGCCAAGAAUAUCCUGAGAACACAUCCAUCACCGAUAAGAACUACCUCCGAAAACAGUCUGCCAAGUUCUUUCUAAGUGGAUGGGUAUUGUACAAAAGGAAAUCUGAUUCGAUCUUGCUUAGAUGUGUAAAUAAACAAGAAGCAAACGAAAUUAUAAUGGAAAUCCACGAAGGUUCCUUUGGGACACAUGCUAGUGGACACACGAUGGUGAAGAAAAUAUUGAGAGUCGGCUACUAUUGGAUGAAUAUGGAGAUUGACUGCUACUGCCAUGUCCAAACAUGCCAUAAAUGCCAAAUCUAUGCCGACAAGAUCCAUGUACCACUAGUACCACUCAAUGUCCUGACAUCACCUUGGCCUUUUUCCAUAUGGGGAAUUGACGUGAUUAGAUGUAUUGAGCCAACUUCCUCGAACGGACAUCGCUUUAUCUUGGUAGCUAUAGACUAUUUCACUAAAGGGGUGGAAGCAGUCUCAUACGCAAAUCUCACAAGACAAGUGGUGACUCGUUUCUUGAAGAAAGAAAUCAUUUGUCAUUAUGGGGUCCCAAAUAAGACCAUUACUGAUAAUGGAUCUAACCUCAAUAACAAGUUGCUGAAAGAUCUAUGCACGAACUUCAUGAUCGAACAUCAUAACUCUUCGCCAUAUAGACCAAAGAUGAAUGUUGAAGUAGAGAUUCCUUCCUUAAGGAUUUCUACUGACAUCAAGCUUAACGAAGUUGAAUGGGUACAAGACAGAUUUGACCAGUUGAACCUCAUUAAAGAGAAACGCUUGGCAACCAUUUGUCACGACCAGCUUUACCAAAACCGUAUCAAGAGGGCACAUGACAAUAAGGUCUUUCCUCGUAACCUUAAGGCUGGAAACCUUAUAUUGAGAAAGAUUCUACUAAUUCAAACUGACCCGAUGGGCAAAUGGAUGCUGAACUAUGAAGGCCCAUAUGUUAUAAGAAAUGUUUUCUCUAGAGGAGCCUUAAUACUCACAACUAUGGAUCGCGAAGAUCUUCCGUUCCUUGUCAAUACGGAUGCAGUUAAAAAAUACUAUGUUUAA
Molecule: messenger RNA, 1176 nt
Organism: Lathyrus oleraceus (garden pea)
Lineage: Eukaryota; Viridiplantae; Streptophyta; Magnoliopsida; Fabales; Fabaceae
Exons: 2
Coding region: 1-1176 (391 amino acids)
Biological process (GO): DNA integration
Molecular function (GO): nucleic acid binding
Source: RefSeq, a predicted model, not a curated record